AUGAAGUUCUUCUCUCUGCACCUUCUCCUUUCCCUUGGCCUUCACCUUGCAACCAUCGUCACUGGCGAUAGCCAACUUCUAUACUUUGGCUUCACUGGCACUAACCUUACCGUCGAUGACACUGCUACAAUCACAUCGAACGGCCUUCUUGAGCUGACUAACGGCACAGCUAAUUGCAAAGGUCAUUCAUUCUACCCAACUCCAUUACACUUCCGUAGGUCACCCAAUGGUACUGUGCAGUCCUUCUCCGUCACCUUUGUGUUCGGCAUCCGCUCUAGCUACCUCAGCAUGACCCAACAUGGCUUGGCCUUCGUUAUCUCUCCAAGCAAGAACUUCUCAGAUGCAUUGCCAAACCAAUACUUAGGUCUCACAAAUACUAUGAAAAACGGCAGCCCAACCAUCCAUUUCUUUGCUGUUGAGAUUGACACCGCCCUAAACAUUGAGUUCCAAGACAUGAAUGCCAACCACGUAGGCAUAGACAUCAAUAGCCUCAACUCUGCAAAGUCCUACUAUGCAGGCUAUUAUGAUGAUAAGAGUGGUAGCUUCCAAAAUCUAAGUCUUAAUAGUGCUGAAGCAAAACAAGUAUGGGUGGAAUAUAGUGGAGAAGCAAAGGAAAUCAACGUGACCAUAGCUGCUGCCCUUGGAAUGGCGAAACCUGUACGGCCAUUGAUCUCAUACAACUAUGACCUCUCAGAAGUGUUGCAGGAGCCGUCAUACGUCGGCUUCUCAUCAUCAACAGGUGCAGUCGACUCACGCUCACGGCACUAUGUGCUCGGCUGGAGCUUCAGCAUAAACAGGCCAGCUCAAGUGAUUGACAUCACCAAACUACCCAAACUACCUCGUCAGGGCCCAAAGCCUCGACCAAUACUCUUGGAAGUCAUCCUACCGAUAGCAACUGCGACGUUCAUUAUUGUUUCAGGUUCCAUCACAAUUUUUGUUGUGAGGAGGCAGCUGCGGUACUCCGAGCUAAAAGAAGAUUGGGAAGUUGAGUUUGGGCCACAUCGGUUCUCAUACAAGGAUUUGUAUAAUGCCACCGAAGGAUUUAAUGGGAAGCACCUACUAGGUGUUGGAGGAUUCGACAAGGUAUAUAAAGGAGUGCUCCCAUCAUCUAAAUUAGAGGUUGCUGUGAAGAAGGUGUCCCAUGAAUCAAGGCAGGGUAUGAUGGAGUUCAUUGCUGAGGUUGUCAGCAUUGGCCGCAUUCGACACCGCAACCUUGUUCUGUUACUUGGCUAUUGCAGGAGAAAAGGUGAACUUCUUCUAGUAUAUGAUUACAUGUCAAAUGGUAGUCUUGAUAAGUAUUUGUACUAUGAUGAGUACAACACACUUAAUUGGGCUCAGAGGUUUCGGAUCAUCAAAGGCAUUGCAACAGGUCUUCUCUACCUCCAUGAGAAGUGGGAGAAAGUUGUCAUACAUCGUGAUAUCAAGGCAGGUAAUGUGCUUCUUGAUAGUGAAAUGAAUGGACGCCUAGGUGAUUUCGGUCUCGCAAGAUUGUACGACCAUGACACUGAUCUAUAGACCACACACGUUGUCGGUACCAUCGGAUAUCUAGCCC
Lolium rigidum is the source of this 1552-nucleotide messenger RNA. RefSeq names its product L-type lectin-domain containing receptor kinase SIT2-like. Lineage: Eukaryota; Viridiplantae; Streptophyta; Magnoliopsida; Poales; Poaceae. Gene Ontology annotation, biological process: protein phosphorylation. Gene Ontology annotation, molecular function: ATP binding; protein kinase activity; carbohydrate binding. Bases 1 to 1515 code for a protein of 504 amino acids. The record is from RefSeq and is a predicted model, not a curated record. The transcript has a single exon. Gene Ontology annotation, cellular component: plasma membrane.